Molecule: messenger RNA, 1226 nt
Organism: Rana temporaria (common frog)
Lineage: Eukaryota; Metazoa; Chordata; Amphibia; Anura; Ranidae
Gene: PLA2G3
Product: phospholipase A2 group III
Exons: 4
Coding region: 238-1152 (304 amino acids)
Biological process (GO): phospholipid metabolic process; arachidonate secretion
Molecular function (GO): A2-type glycerophospholipase activity
Source: RefSeq, a predicted model, not a curated record
UCAGCUGCAGCUCUGUCUCCUGACACAUGGAAGGCAGGAAUUCUGUCUGAUUUAUAAACCUGCAUGUGUGUGUAUGCCCUGUUGCUUAAUCUGUAGCUGACUUUUUAUUAUAAUUCCUUAAUAGAGUAUGUGCCAGAUCUCCAAAGCCCUCUUAUACUUAUUGAUUUGUUCUAGACACUAACAUCUGCAGUGCAUGCAGCUUUGAGAAUUUGCUUUGUCAUUUGGCUGCGUAUAAAGAUGUGGAGGGGCACGUUUGUGUUGGUGGUAGUGCUUUACUCAACCGUUUUAAUCCACGUGAAUGCAGAGAAUAACCACAUUCGACAUAGACGGAGCUGGAUUAUGCCAGGAACACUGUGGUGUGGAGUCGGGAGCAUUGCCGAGAACUUCACCAACCUAGGAGUGUUCCGUGAAGUGGAUCUUUGCUGCAGAGAACAUGACCAUUGCGGUCCAACAAUCCAAUCAUUUGGAUUUCAGUAUGGCAUUCGAAAUUACAAACUGCACACGGUGUCACACUGUGACUGUAAUCAGAGGUUCAGACAGUGCCUACAUACGGUCAAUGACUCAAUGUCCACCCUGGUAGGCAUCAUGUUUUUCAACGUCUUAGAAAUGCCCUGCUUCACCCUGAGAGAGACGGAGCAGUGUGUGGAAUGGCACUGGUGGGGAGGCUGUAAAAGAAAUGGCUCAUCCCCAAAAGCUGAACUUCACAAACCCACAGUGUUCAACUACAGUAAUGCUGAAGACAAACAAACUCCUACUCCAUUCCCUCACAGAGUUAGACAGCCACAUGGUUCUCCUUCACAGAAAGGCAAAUUUAAAGCUUCCUCACUCUCCUUGUCAUCUAUGAACACUGUGAAAAGUAAGAGAAGACCGCUGAAAAAACUGGAGGAGGCACAGACAAAGAAAUCUGUAAUAGGCCAUGGAGGAACCACAAUGGAAGUUAGAAGAAAGUCUGAGGAAGCUGAAGUAAAAAGGUCACUCGUUUCUGGUCAAUCUGACAAACAUAGUUUCCGAAAGAGAAGACAAUGGACUCAAAAGAGGAACAAAAGGACAACGAUGGCACAAAAUAGCACCAUCUCAGGUUCAAAGAUUCCAUUUAUUGAGAGAAAGGUGAACCCGCUGACAGAAAAAACAACUACAAGCCAGGAAAGAUGAACGUAUUAAUGACUAUGGAGCUCUAUCUAAACACUGGGCUAGAUUCAGGUAGGGGCGCGCAUAGUUACGGCGGC